This is a messenger RNA of Daphnia pulicaria, 5865 nucleotides long. RefSeq names its product titin-like. Lineage: Eukaryota; Metazoa; Arthropoda; Branchiopoda; Diplostraca; Daphniidae. The coding region runs from base 331 to 5814 and encodes 1827 amino acids. The record is from RefSeq and is a predicted model, not a curated record. The transcript has 17 exons. Gene Ontology annotation, molecular function: actin monomer binding.
CCCCAUCAGUCGUGAGAGAAUAGCAGAGACGUAAGGACGUGGUGUGUUCGCGCCACAGUGUGUGUUCUGCACUUGUGUGUUUCGAUCAACAAGUUCUUUUCUAUCUCGGUGGGUAUUAUUACUUGUCCCUUGAUGUGUGUGUGUCAUAAGAUUUUUGUUAUCGAAAAAUGUUUCGUCAACAUUUCUAGUUUCGAGAAAUAAGGUCCUCCAUGGGAUAGCCGCGUAGGUCUAUCCAAUAGAAGCGCCGCAGCGUGACACGCCCUUCUGGAGUAAAAAAAAAAAAAUAGAAGAAACGACAAAGGAAGAAAAACAGAAUAAGAGAAACACGAAAUGAAGAUGGUGCCGGCCCCGCCGCCGAUGACCUCUUCACCAAUUAUGUCGUCUUCUUCUCACCAGCAGUUCCAGGUGACGGAAGACACACCCGUCGACUUCCUGGAGGGUUGCAUGGAAAUUCUAGUCGUCUUCCCCAACGAAAAGAGUAUUUUGAUGUCCAUCCAGCGGCGAAUGCCAAUGUUGGAUCUGUUGAUUCACGUGACGGCGGCCAACAAGAUAUCGCCGGCAGCCCACUUGCUACAAGUCACGGACGAAGAGGGUCGACUGCUGCCUCAUAAGCCCAGCACACCCAUCGGUUCGCUGAAUGCUCACAAGGUCUACAUCGUGGCCAAGAAUCGAUUGAUGGCCGAUCGAUCGGGCGGCCGCUCAACCAACGCGAAAUCUUCUUCAGCCUCCCAGUUUGAACAGUCAUUUCGUGUCCAGGUGCGCCUUCCUCGCAAUCAGUUGUUCGUGACCCGCGUGACGGGGCGGACGCAACUUGCCGACCUGCUUCACACCGUGUGCAACGAGAAGGCUUUGGAUCCACGACACUAUGAGCUCAGACAUCCAGUGAAUCUUGACGAGCGUCUGCGUUUGAACAGCUGCCUGGACGAUUACAAGUUACAAGAGGUCGUCUUGGUGCCAGUGUGUGGCAAGAGCUCUGCAACUCUGCUAACCCCCGCAGUGUCGGUGAGCGACUUGUCGUCACCAUCCAACAGCAUGAACAGAAAGACUGCAACAGUGACCGCCAGCAACAGCAAAAUGUCGGGCAAGUCGACGCUGAAACCCACCACGUCUGAAGCGGCUCUCGCCGGACUUGAAAAGAAGAAACGGGGACUUCUCGGACUUCUCGGAUUUGGAAAACACAAAAAGGGAUCGAGCAUGGGCGAUAGCAGCAUUAGCAGUGACAGCGCAGGAGACCGGAGUAUUUCACCUUCUCGGUCGGAAGAGCCGGCUCCUCCGCCUCCAGUUGUCGAGCCCGUUGCGCCCACUCCGCCGUCACCUGUCCUCUUCUCCAAGCGUCUGGCCGAAGAAGCUGUGGCCAAACGCAAUAGCCGUCUCAUGUUGAGCCAAAUGUCGACGGAGGCGUCGACGACGACGACAACGACUUCUCCUAAUGACGCACCGCCUUUGCGUAAAACGAUUUCGACCACGUCCAACGGAGUGGCGGCGGCGGCGUCUAGUGCCCCCACUAAACCUGGCGCCAAGAAGAAGAGGGCUCCGGCUCCACCGCAACCUCAAUCUUCUCUCAACGGAAUGAAUGAACCUCCCAAGGCGGCGUCGGAAGUGUCUACGUAUUCCACGUCAUCGUCUGGCAGCAAUUACGUAUCGCCGUCGACGUCGGUGAUCCAUCACUCUGAAGAGGAAGUGGUGUUGCGCAGUCCUUCGCCUAAAUUAUCGUAUCUACGGCAAGAGUCUAAUAACGUUGCACGCCAACGUCAAUCGGACAGCGGAUGUAGCAGUCCGGUUAGAUCGCCCCGAUCCAACUUGAUCACCACUCCUGGCAAUUCGUCCUCAAACUUGACACAAGUGUCUAGCACGUCGAACGCUUCACUGGCUUCGGUCUUCAAAAAGAGGAAAGCUCCCGUACCUCCUCCUGCACUUGAAGAACAAGUUGAAACCUCUGACAAGUUACCGCCGGCCACACCUGUGGUCGUCGUUGUGGUCAAUGGCGGAUCACAUGACGACUCUGAUCGGGCCUCUUCCGUCUCCGACCAAUUGUCUAGCGUGUCGGACGUGUCGUCGACUCGAAAAUCCGCACCGACUCCCGACAUCAUCGAGCCUCCGAUCGUCGUCCAACUGACACCUCAACAUCAUCAACCAAGUUCAGUGGCACCCAUACCCGCUGCUCGUAAUAAAAUCCCUCGCCCUGUAAAAUCUGCUACUGCAUCAGCGCGCCGCGAAGGCCGAGUUGAAUCGGUGGUGAACAACAAUCGCGAAAGAAUUGGCCAGCCGAAAUUGCCCAACUCCUCCUCUUCCUCCUCUUUGCCGAGCACUCCGUCAUCAGACGCCGACGAUAUGACCUUGGACAGCGAAAGCCUGAACAUGUUUUCCAGCCGGAAUGAGCUCAAUCAAACGACUAAAGCUCAACGGGCGGCUGCGGUGGAUAAACGACCAGAGCAGCCGAAAUCGCCAUCGAUUGAAGGAAAUGCGGAAGCGAUGCGUUUGAAAUUCGCCCAGGAACGGCAGAAGCAACGCCAAAAGGCUGAAAUGGCUGCCGCCCGCAUUGAAACGAAGGAACAGCGGACCGCAUCGCCUCCGGAAGUGGAAGAACGAUCGAAGCGAAAAAAAUGGGAUCGGUCCCCACAAAAGCUGCUCCAAGUAUUGGCGACAGAUGAUGACGAAAUGACAUUGGCGGUUCCAGUGUCGCCAAUGCGACGGUCUCGAAUUCCCAGUGUUGUAGCCAGUCGGACGAGUAGCGUCAGCGAAUUUUUCAGCCUCUCUGAGGACGAAGAUGAAAUGCCGAUUCCGGUGGUGGUGGUGGCGGCGGCGCCCAAAGAAUUCCGCAGUGAUGAUGAAGUGAAAAAGGAGGAAGACGACGACCCGGAUGCGACUUUUGCUGCAAUGUGCGCGGCGCUAGCCAGGCGGAAACAGCGAGGUGAGCCACAAUUGCCCAAUGACGUGAGCCCGACGGUGCCAAUUGAGACGCUCCAGCCUUUGAUCCAUGUGGAUGGAUGCAGCAGCGGCAGCAGCAGCCCCCCGGGAGUUGAUGGUGACGCAAGUAAUGGCGUAGGAUUUUGGCAUCAAUCAAGCAACGAACCAGAUUUGGACAGCCCCCGAUCAAGCGAAGGAGAUUCGUCGAACGCUACUUCCGAGCGUCCAGCCAAUUCUGUAUCUUCCGAGGACGAUUACGAGCUGCUCAAUUAUCGACGAGAAAAGAUUGAACCGGCGAUUGUGGAGAAGAAUGGACCGUUCAGCGAAGCUCACGAGAAGGAAGAAGUGGUCGUUUCAGAACCCAUUUACACGAUGGUGAUCAAAUCGCCUAGACCUCUAGUAGCCGUAAAUGUGGGACCGGAAAAGGAUGACAAAUCUGGACAGACUAAUGGAGACGUACACGUGGAUGAACCAGACAGGAUGGAAGUCAAAGCCAGCCCAAUUCCGGCAGAGGAGGGGCCUGAGAUGGAGAGGGAUGCGGGAGACGGUCAAACCGAAUCGCCCAUCAUGUGGGAGUACAAAUUGCCAGCUCCGCCCACACCUUUCCAGGAUUCGAUCCAGUCGCCUUUGGAUAAACUGCAGAUUGCCAGCGAAUCCGAUUCGAGCCGUUCGAGACGCAGUUCCAUGUCGACCGACAGCCUGCAGCACAACAGGAGUGCGGAAGAAGAAGAUCUUGUCAAGGAUUCGCCUCGUUCAUCGAUCGGUUCUCAAGAAGAACCCGUGGCCGCCCCACAAGUUGUGCCCAAGAUCUCCAUCAAAGAGGAUUGCGACACUAACGAAGAUGCUAUCAAGUUGGAUCUCGGUGCCGAAUUGCAAGGUGAAAGCGCUACGGAAGAACCCGCGGUGAAUGGCCCCCCCGUUGAAGAGGUUUUAAAAGUGGUGGUGAUGGAAGAAAAAGUUGUUGUUCUCCAGUCAAGUGACCCGGAGGCUAAGCCGUACGGGGUUGAAUCGACGACUGACGAGCCUUUGUCACUCGAGCCCACUUCAUUGCCACCAGUGCCUAGCACUUUGCCGCCAUGCGAGAGCGACGAUGACUCGAUUGGCGGCCAACCCGAUAUGCGCUUUUCAAUCGCCACUUAUACUGUUCGUGUCAACAAAGAUUCGACUUAUGAAAAGAAGCUGGCCCGAUCCGGUUCUCCCGAGGAAUUGACUAAAGUGCAGAUCGAACCGGUUGCUGUUCCGGAAAAGAAGGUCGACGAUCCGUUACCUUUGGUAGCUGAAACAAAGGAGCCGGAAACAAUUGCUGAUCCAGUUAAGACUGACGAGAACUCCGGAAGUAGCAGUGCUGCUGUCCCACCAGCUGCCCAGCUCCCACUGCCGAUGUUAAAUGCCGACUUUAUCCAACAGUUUCAAAAUGCACUUCAUUCUAUCACAGAUCCAAAGGCCCGCGCCUUGCAGGAAGAGUUUUUGCGUUUACAGCAACAGUUCCUGACUCUGCAAAUGCAAGCGGCUGUCCAACAGAACGUCACUCCGGUAUCGACAGAAUCUACUUCCGUUGCUGCUCAUUGUGAGACCAUCAAGGUGGAAGACAAGGUUGUGGAAAUUGACGUUCCAAAGGUCCUGGAUCCACCAAUCGAAUUUUCCGUGGAAUCCGAUUCCAAACAAAUUCUACCAGUGGAAUCACCUGUCGAAAAGCCUGUCGAAAUCCCGCUCAAGACUAUCGACCCAAUUGAAAACCAAUUACAGAAGGAACAGAUCGAAGUUGAACCUGAAGCGACAGUUUACCGUUACGCUGGGCCUCCUCAAGUCAAACUCGAUACGUGGAAGCCUGGCAGGCCGCGUUCAGAAGUGAUUGAUUUCAGCCGCUCUUCUUCGUUCAACGUCCCAUUGGCGCCUGUAGAGAAGAAAAUUGAUUUGCCAGUGAAAAAUACCCCGGCCCCAACAGUUGCGGCGAUGGAAAGCCCCGCCAGUCCGACCGUGGCAACCAUUCCCGAAGAAGUAGUCGUCGUUCCAGCUCAGUUGCCUAAAAUUGCGGAAGAAGAGAGCAAAAUCAAAUCGAUCGUCAUUGUUCCAGAAGUCGAGGAAACGUUGGACGUUCGCGAGAAGAUUGAACACAUCGAAAGCAGCAGUAAUAAUAGUAGCAGCAGCACCAGCCCCGUUCCCAAACCUGUCGUUUUGCGUAAAUCAUCGUUCAUGACGGCUCGUCCGUUUGAGGCUCGCCCAGUUUCUAUGCCCAUCAAGAGGCCCAACUUUACGCCGAUGGUUAUUCAGCCUGUGCCCUUCGUCUUUGGCAAGAUUCGAGCUCCCGAAGUGCGUGGUUUUGCUUCGCUGCCACCUGAUAAUAGAAGCGAAAUGCAGAGCAUUAGGACAACUGGUUCGGCGGGGAUAGCUCCAUUUUCAGCGGUCAACAAACCUCGUCCAGUUUCAACGGUGAGUAAGGAAAAUCCCACGGUUGUUAUUCGAAAUAAACUGAUCGAAUCAGCCCGCCGGCCGUCAGCGGAGCUCAAUGGCAUACCUAUCAAAUUAGAGGAUUCCUCUGAUCAGCUGGAGAAGGAAGUUAAGGAAGUUAAAGAGAGCGUCCCUAUCGUAUCGGAAACACGCCGGGCUUCGAAUUCGUCUCGCCCACUUUCGAUGCCGAUGAGUAGCAGUCUCUUGUUGGCCGCUGGGGCAGGCGGAGCAGUCAAUAAACCCCAACCAGUUGUCUCCGAAAUUUCGAUUCAGCCUAUUUCUUCUACUGCCCAACCGUCUGUUGUUUCCGGUGCCGAUCCUACGUCAAUUUCCGGAAGACGAUCCUUGUCUUCGAAAUUUGUCCGCAAAGUUGAUCCUAGAGAAGAGCUUCUCAACUCCAUCCGAAGCUUUGCCAACGGAGGUUCCCUAAAGAAGACUGGAACUAGCUUGGAGAAGUAGGAACAUGUGUAAACAAGUCAAUGCUGUCUGUGUCAAAAUUCCUUGCUAUAU